Striga hermonthica is the source of this 2412-nucleotide messenger RNA. The record is from the annotation of a GenBank genome assembly. NCBI's taxonomy places the organism in Eukaryota, Viridiplantae, Streptophyta, Magnoliopsida, Lamiales, Orobanchaceae.
AUGGCGAAAGUUAAGGAUGAGAAUUAUGUCUCUGAGUCUUCAUCUGAAGGCAAAGGUAGUUUGGAGCAAAACAAUCGGAAAUUUCAAGUUCAGUGUCGUCGAAGGCUUGUUCAAAAGAAAAUUCAGUUUGACAAGAAGAAUCAGCAGACCAAAGGCUAUGGAGAACACUCGCAUGUCAGAUGCCCGAUAACUCGUUCUAGUGCUCAGAAGAAGCGAUUUUCUCAGAAGAAGGCUAUGGAGCUAAACGAAGAUGCUAAGGGGAAGAAGAAGGUUAAAUAUCCAGAAGACAUCGAUUCUGAUUUUGAAGUUGAAAAAUGUAUUCCUGUGGAUGAAGAAGAAAGUGAGGAUGGCUCUGAGGCUAACAAAUCAGCUUGGAGGAGGUCCAAGGGUAACGCACAUAAGCAUAAAUCGAUUUGUUCCGAGCUUGACGAUGAAGAUCUCAGUAAUAAACACCAAAGAGAACACAAGGAUUGGGAAUUGAUUGUUCCAAGCUCAAGAGCAUUGACCGUGAAGAUAAUCAACAGCAAUGAUAACAGUCGUUCUACCACACCUAUUGCUGACAUUAAGCGUUUGUUGUCCAAUGAUCAAUUGAAGGUGUUUAGAAAUUCUGCUUUUGGUAAAUUUAUCGACCUACCUCAUUAUAAGGUUCAGAAUCAACUUGUUAAUUUGAUUUCAUUACGAGAAGUACACCAACCGAGGUUGGAUGAAAUGUGGUUUGACUUUGGUGGGAAGAUCAUGAGAUUUGGGGUCGAGGAGUUCACUGUGAUAAGUGGUCUGAAAUGUAAUGGCUUGUGUAAAAAGCUUUGUUUUCCUCCCGUUCCUGAUGGUCUUUUUGACAGAUAUUUCGCCAAUGUUGGCUUGAACCGUCACUCUAUUAAAUGGCUAUUUCUUAACAGAGCGUGGAUAAACGACCAUGAUGGAGUGAAACUGGCCAAGCUUCACUUGCUUGCGAAUUUUCUCAUGGGGGCUCAGGAUAAUCUUUUGUUUGAUAGGCGUUUGUUAGAUAUUCUUGAUAGCCAAGACUGUGAUAACUAUCUGUGGGGUAAAGAGGUGUACGACUACACCAUUGAUUAUCUAAAGAUGUCAUCUCGAAACGAGGAGUCUUUCCUGAAGAAAUUAGAUGGCGCUGAAAAAAGAGUAUAUCUCUAUAGGAUUCGCGGGUUUAUUCUAUCGCUUCAGGUGUGGUUUUAUGAGGGAUUAAAUGGUGGACAAGGUGCUAAGCCCAACGAUGAUCCAAGAAAUAGUCGUCAUCAAGAAAACGUUGGGAUCCACAAGGAAGUUGAUGUUGGAAUUGACAUUCCCGAUGCUAUUGAAGGUCUUGAGAUUGGUAUACGGGGUAACCAGAAUUUGGGUGAUCUUGUGUCGGUGGUCGAUAUUCCAUUUGAGAAAAUCAAACGUGUAAAAAAAGGACGAGUUAUUUGUAAGUCAUGCCCUUUUGACACCGAGUUUUGGGACACGAUGCGUUUUGAUUUAACUUCAGAGUUCUUUGAGUGGUUCAAGGUGGGUCAGCUUAAGAAUCGCCGUAAGAAAAAUGAAGGGUUCGUGUACUAUGACAAGAAGAACACAACCUUAAUCCCCCCAUUUGAUUUUAAUGUUGCCGUGGUUUCGGAUAAGAAUUGGUUCUACACCUUGUUUGAAUACAAUUGUUUCCUUGAUGGUAGUCAUAUGGAUGUUUUGUUUUAUUACAUCCGAAAGAUUGGUCUGUAUGCUCUUGAGCCUUCUCAGAAAUUCACUACUACGGAUAACUUUUUCGACCAACAGAUGAAGUCACUGUAUUCUCGCUAUAUUGUUAGCUCAUGUGACCCGGGAAUAUGUACGAUCGACAGUGUCAUUGUCGACUACAUAUUUGGAUUCAAAAUUCUAUGUGGGAAGUCAUGGCUCCAUGUUGAUUACGUACUCUUUCCGAUUCAUGUUAAGUUGGAAGGUGUCGGCCAUUGGAUAUUAGGGAGGUUGUCGUUCCAAACUAGGACGUUGAUGAUUUAUAACUCCUAUCGAUCGACUGAUUUUGAUCAGGUUGUGCUAGAGAGUGUCAAGCGAUAUUCCAUAUUGAUCCCCAUAUUUCUUGCUUUGGUUAAAUUUGUCCCUAGACGUGCUGACAUCAAAACAAACAUUGGUCCGUACUCGGAAAAGGCAGAGAAUGAUCCUCUUGAUGUCAUUUUCGUGGAAGAUUUGCCCCAGCAGCAAUUCUGUGAUUGUGGCGUGUUCGUUGCUUCGUUUGCGGAGUAUAUUGUUUUUAAUGUGCCCAUCAAUGCUGCUAACUUUGACGUUGAUAUCGAACGGUUAAGGUUUUCAUACCUAUUGUACACACAUGGAAAAAUGAAGCAGGAAAAAGAUUCCGAGAGUGAUGAUGAUUCGCCUGGUCCGAUGCCGGCAAAUUAUCGAAGUUUGCUAGUACUUCCCUAUACUAAUUAG